AUGAAUGAAGAUCUUCUUGAUGGAAUUUCUGCAACCAUGGUCACUUCCGACUCAGUUCAACUGACAUGGAACGUAGUGGGAACGGCAACGUCUUACGAAAUUUCAUUCAUAAGUCAGGAUACGACGACUGCAGAACUUAACACGUCUAUCUCGGCGGGUCAGUCUAUGGCCUUUGUUCAGAAUCUACAACCUCAGACGCUGUACACCUUCUCUAUUGUUGCUGUCAUUGGGACAACACGAAAUAAUGUUGGUAGUGUGACUACUGCCACAGAAAACGCAAAUGAACCACCCGUCUUGAGCAACUGCCCAAAUGACACAACCGCCGUACUGCCAGAUACAUCAUCGUUCGUGUCUGUGACGUGGACACCACCAACUGCAACAGAUGAUGAUGGGACGCCAACAGUGUCUUCAACUCAUCAACAAGGCAGUUUGUUUGAAUAUGGGCUAACAUAUGUUACAUACACAGCUGUGGAUACUGAGGCUCUCACUGCCAAUUGCUCGUUCACUGUCAAUGUGACAGAUACAACACUUCCGGUUAUCAACAAUUGCCCAGGAAAAGUACCUGCCCUGUUAAUACCAGGUGACAGUUUGGUUGAGGUGUUGUGGACUGUGCCAACGGAAGGAGACAAUUCAGGAUUCGUCACUUUGAUGUCAACACACAGCCCUGGUGCAGCAUUUCCUCUCGGAGACACACCAGUUACCUACACCGCUGUGGACGCAGCAGGGAAUACCAUGGCAUGCAUCUUCAACGUAUCGGUAACCCCAGAUCCUAGCAAUCAGCCGCCAGUUCUGUCCGAUUGUCCGAUGAACUUGGUAGUAGCUCUGCCUGCUGCCUCGCCCACUGUGAAUGCAUCAUGGACCCCACCCAAUGCUACGGACGACAAUGAUAUCUCGCAGGUGUCUUCGACGCACCAACCAGGAAGUGCAUUCGAGUUCGGAUCAACAGCAGUCACCUACACUGCAACAGACUCCGAGAACCUUACGGAUACAUGCACUUUCACUGUAAUGGUUGGAGAUAACACUAAUCCAGUGCUAGCUGACUGUCCAGUAGUAGAAAGUCCUGUAGCCCAAGAAGGGGAGACAUCGGCUCGUGCAUUCUGGAGUCCGCCGACAGCCACUGAUAAUUCUGGCAUGGUGACCGUCAGCUCAAACUCUACUCCAGGAGACAGCUUCCCUAUUGGAUCUACUAUUGUUGAGUACACGGCUACCGAUGCAGCUGGCAACAACGUAUCGUGUAAUUUCACAAUCGUUGUUAGAGCAUAUCCAGAUGAUCCUAUUCGUCUUGUGGAUUGUCCACUUGGAGUGAAUGCCACCUUACCAAUGUCCUCAAGUCAGGUAGCAGUGUCCUGGACACCACCUUCUGUAGCAGGUGGCAAUGGACAGACAUCACUGACAUCUGACGCCCAACCAAAUGAUCCCUUCCGCUAUGGUGAAACUCGCGUCACGUACACGGCUAUAGAUUCGGAUAGUUUCACAUCAAGUUGUUCUUUCAUAGUAGAUGUAACAGAUGCCACUGACCCGAUGAUAAGUGGAUGUCCACCUCAGGUUACUGGAGAGAUUCCGCAAGGGAGUAUCAAUGUGUCUAUCCCUUGGGUGCCCCCAACGGCAGCAGACAACUCUGGAUCAGUGACGUUGACGUCUACAAGACUUCCGAACGACGUGUUCUCUGUAGGGACUUUUGAAGUAAUUUACACUGUAACUGACGAAGCAGGGAAUUCUGCUGACUGCAUAUUCCAGGUUGUUGUCACCCAAGCACCAGGCGGCACACCUACUUCGAUGUUCACCAGUUGUCCGUCUAAUGUGACCGGAACAUUACCAUCAACCUCACCUCAGGUGGCAGUCGCCUGGGAUGUUCCCAUGGUCAAUGGCACGGCAGCGGUCAGUUCUGACCAUCAGUCAGGGGACAUGUUUGGGUUUGGCCAAACAACAGUCACCUACGAGGCUCGAGACUCGGGUGUACUCGUGGAUACAUGUUCCUUUGUAGUUCAAAUCACAGACAUGGUCCCACCGACAAUCACGGGGUGUCCUGACAGCGCCAUCGGGGUGGUUCCUCAAGGCAGUACCAAUAUAAGUGUCUACUGGAUUUCACCCAAGACCGAAGAUAACUCUGGACUGGUAAGCUUGUCAUCGGACAGGGAUCCUGGCGAUAUCUUUCCCGUCGGGUCGUUUCCUGUGGUAUAUACCUCCAGAGAUAUGGCCGGCAACUCUGUUUCCUCGUGCCGUUUCCUUGUAAACGUGACUAUGUCGACAGGGGAAAUCAAUGCAGGACCUGUACUGAUGAACUGCCCAUCUGAUAUGAGCAUAAACUUGCCAGUCACUUCGUCUGAGGUAGCCGUGUCUUGGACUCCACCUACUGCAGACGAUGACGCGAGCACCCCAAUUGUGACGUCGGAUAUACAGCCAGGCAGUAUGUUCGGAUAUGGCUCGACUCUGGUGACGUACACUGCUAUAGACUCCCAGGGAGUUGAAGAUACCUGUUCCUUUACUGUCCAAGUGCGGGAUCAGACCACCCCUUUCAUCAUGGAUUGCCCUUCAAGUGCUAAUGGGGUUCUUCCACUGGUAAGCUCUUCCGAUGUUCCAGUAUUCUGGACACCGCCGACUCACACAGACAAUUCUGGAAUGUCAACUUUGAGGUCGACUCAUAUACCAGGCUCGUUAUUUCGCGAAGGCACCACUGAGGUUCUCUACACAGCUGUAGACGUUGCCGGUAAUUCAGACGAGUGUCGAUUUACUGUCACCGUGACGUCACCAGGAGUCGUAAAUCCACCUCCGGUAAUCUUGAAUUGCCCUUCGCGUAGACUUGGCGUGUUGUCAGAUUCAAGCAGUGUGGCUGUAUCCUGGACUGAGCCGACUGCUACGGACGACACAGGAACGCCAACACUGACUUCAAACGUAAGUCCUGGUAGUGACUUCCGGUUUGGCAUUGUGACAGUAACCUACACAGCAGAGGAUGACGGGGGAGCUAUAGCUACUUGCUCAUUUAAUGUUCAAGUAAAAGACGUGACAGCUCCAGCCAUCACAGGUUGUCCGGCCAGUGCGUCAGCAACUCUGCUCCCUGGAUCCACCUCUGUCAGUGUGACAUGGACCCCACCAACUCAGACGGACAACUCGGAUGUUUCCUCUUUAACUUCUACGCACGAACCAGGCUCCAUGUUUUCUGCUGGUGAUACCGAAGUCACCUACACUGCGAUUGAUGCUGCAGGAAACACGAAUCAGUGUUCACUUGUCGUUACAGUCAUUUUGCUCUCAGAUGUACGCUGCGUGACUCCUGCUGUCUCUACAAACCUGAACAGUGUUGGAGACCAGUGUAGCCAACCGGUGGAGAUUACAGUCAACGCCCAGUGUAAUUACCAAUGUAAUUCUGGAUACAGCAUCGUAGGGGAUGCGACUCUAUCAUGUGGAAUGGACGGCAGACUAGUCGGGACUUUCCCAACAUGCCAAGAUACAAAUGAGUGCAGUGCCAGUAACACACCUUGUGUCGAUCCGAACAGUUUCUGUUUAAACACCAUAGGAUCGUUUACGUGCCAAUGUAGCGAUGGUUAUCAGAGUUCUAUGGACGGAAGCUGUCAGAGAAUUCAGGAUGAAAGCUGCUCCACCAUUUCUUGUCAGAAUUCUGGUACCUGCAUGGAAGGUACCAACGGCCCAGUCUGCCAGUGUGGUGAUACAUCAACUGGCCCUCUGUGCCAGAUAGAUUUGACGUGUGGGGCAACCACCUGUCAUUCUUCGCAGGUAUGCCUAAAUGGACAAUGUAUAUGCCCUGAAGAAACUCGCCUGGUCCAGGACCAAUGUCAAGAUGAAUGUUCGGUCUCAUGUAACCAGUUUACAGAAAGAUGUGUUCAGACAUUGAGUGGUUUAACGUGUUUAUGCCGACCGAACAGGGAUCGUAGCUUCUGGACGAAUGCAUGCAUUGAAAGACUGCAAAUAUUCAUCAUUAGUUUUGCAAUAAAUCGAAUCGGGUUACAGCUCGUGGACUUCAACGAUAAUUAUACAAACCCACAAAGCGAGGAAUACAUGACGGCAGCUUCUGCGGUACAAAAUCUUUUGCCACGAAUAUUAGUCUCGCAAGGAGUUCGGGGUAUCAUCAACGUCGGGGUAGUCCGUUUCUUCCAAGGUAGUUUGAUGACUGAGGUCAGUAUUCCUGUCGGUGCCGAUUUCGUGGGCGAUGCCUCUACCAUCAGCGACGCCAUUACUGCCUACCUCAACAGCAAUGACAAUACCGUAAGCGAUGGAACACACCAACUUGAAAUACAGCCUCAAGUACAGGCACAGGAAAUCACAAUUACCAAUGAAUGUGCCGAUGUCGCCACCAACGACUGUUCGAGUAAUAGCACCUGCAUCAAUGACGUAUCGGGAGUUGGAUACACCUGUCAAUGUCUCCAAGGGUUUGUGGAUCUAUAUCCCACCGUCCUUCCAGGACGGCACUGUGUUCUUGUUGCAACCGAUAUCAAUGAGUGUCUUACAAGCACAACCUGUAGUGACGAGAACAGCUUCUGUCUGAACACCGUCGGUUCAUUCAUGUGUGUUUGUGACAAUGGAUAUGAAAUGGCUGCCAAUGGUGUCUGUCAGGUGCAAGUUGCGCAAUGUUCGAGCACAUCAUGCCGGAAUUCAGGUACCUGUUCAGUUAGUACCCUAGAACCUGUUUGUACCUGUUCAUCUUCUUUUGCCGGGGCUGCUUGUGAAAUAGAUCUUCGCUGUGGAAAUGGUAACUGCCAUAUAUCUCAGGUAUGUUCUAACGGUCUGUGUACAUGCCCAGAAGGAACCGAAGCAUCCCUUGGUAUAUGUACAAAUCAAUGUUCCUCUUCAUGUGACCUCCAGCGUGAGAUAUGCAUGCAGACAUCCAGCGGUAGCUAUACAUGUGAAUGCAGACAAGACAGAGACCGGAGCUUCUGGACAAGGCAAUGUGUAACAAGAGUUCGCGAGUUUUUCAUCAGAUUCAUUGUUGCAGAAAUCGGAAUCUUAGCAGUAGACUAUGGUGAUCAAUAUGCAAAUGAGCAAAGCCAGGAAUAUCAAGAUGCAACUGGGGCUAUGCAAAAUCUGCUUCCUCGGAUCUUACUUGCCCAAGGGGUUCAAGGAAUCAUCAACGUAGGCGUCCUGGGUUUCUUCCCCGGUAGUCUGGGCGUGGAUUGUAGGAUACCCGUCAGUGUUGACUUCACCGGUGAUGAAAACACAAUCUUAGAUGCCAUCAUAUCUUACCUUCGAAACAAUGGUAACACUCUCAGUGACGGCACUUUCCGACUUGAGAUACCGGGCGAUUUAGUCACAACAAGAGAUGCUGUUACAACCACAGUUUCGCCAGUUCAAACGGGUGGAGUCGUUUCUGACGGAGAGGUAAACAUUGGUUUGAUCGUGGGUGUCAUUGGAGGUGUUCUGCUUCUCAUAUGCAUCCUGUCAAUCGGUUUCUGUCUUAUGUUUACACGAACCCGCCAACUGAAUCAACUGAGACGAAAAGGGGCGGUCCAGUCUGAAGAAUACGGAACAGAUGACUUGAUAUACCGACUAGCUGCUUCCAUCCCUAAUGUGUACUUUCAAAGUCCAGGGCCUGUAGAGCAAGCACCAUCCCCACCCUCCCCUCCUCAAGAACAUACCCCUCCUACACCUCAGAAGGAAAAACGCAAGCAUCGCAGGAGAAAGGGCCCCUUCUUUUAUCACCCUGCUUAAACGUGGAACACCCAUGACCGUGAAAUCUUCAUCAUGGCUCAAGCAUGUCAAGUAGUGCCAUUUGGGAAUAGGCUAUUGAAGAGAUGAUAAUACCAAUUUUUAUAGCACACAUUCAAGACCACAUUCUCAUCAACUGUCUGGACAUCGAAGAAAUUAAUUAUUUAUAAAUGCAUAUAAGAUUAUUUUACUCAGUUUUCUUCAAGUGUUGGUACAGUUAAGGACGAGUCUUUAUCGAUAUUUUAAAAUCCUGAUUAAAAUAAAUUAUGUACAUUCAUUCAUACAAAAUUUAACUUGUCUUCAAAUAUUUUUCUCAGGAUUACGAAGAUAUAAAACAAUAUAUUGCUGUUCGUUCUUGUUUACAUAUUAUGCAAAUAAUGUAAGGAGUAGUUAUAUAAAAACAUUGCUGUAUGGGUUUAUACAUGAUAAAGAUAUGUACGUAUGGUAAAAAAAAAGUUCAUUUAUAGAAGUAAACGUACGAAGAGGUCAAAAUAUUUGAACAAAGUAUCAAAUUUAUUUGAUCAGUACAGAUCAUAAAUAAGAACAAUAAACCUAGCCUAGAAUAAACAGAAUCGAAUUAGACAAUAAACCUGAUAAAUAAGAGAGAACCCCCAUAAAUUAUCACGCCAGAAUGAUCAAAAUAACACAUGGAGGGGGGGGGGGGCUAACACUAGAUUAUUUUGGUAACAAAGGAAGAAAAUGUAUGAUUUAAGAAAUAUUUUAUGCAUGGGAAAAAAAUAUAUUCACUGUUUGUAGAUAUUCCGUAGUAUCAGUAAAAUCAACAAAUUUGACAUAACAUUUUACAUCAUAUAAUGGCCAUCUAUGGAUUGAUAACCUCAAUUUACUUUUGACAAAUGUGUAACAAUGUACAAAAGAAGUUUCAUUUUUUUUUUCUGUCAGAAUGAAACUGAAAUGUGUACUGAUUUCAUAAGCUGUGUUAGAAAAGUUAUUUUGCCUGCAACAAUAAAUGUGAACUUAAUAUGACUAUUAUGUUUCUUACGGCGUUUAAAAGCAGAUGCAAUAUGUGUGUAAGAAUACUUUUGUCUCGGGGAGGGCCCACCAGGCCUAGGAUCCAAUACAAGGGCGGAUCCAUAAUUUUCCAAAGGGGCCGGGGGGGGGGGGGCAUUUUUGUACAGGAAAAAAUUACAAGCAAAAAAACAAAACAAACAAACCUAACAAACGAAGGUUUCACUACCAGAUCGAGGUCAUUUUGUUGCUGGGCCCCUUUGAUUUGAAAAAUAAAGCGUUUUCACUACCAACAUGAACCAGCGUUUUGUUCCAGGAAAACUUUGACAAGCAAAAAAAAGGUCCUCACUUGCGCAUGCCAUGAGAGAUUCCCCUAAAAAUAUUCUUGUCACUCUAAAAAACGGGGGGGGGGGGGGCACUUCCCGGAUGCGCCCCUAUAUGGAUCCACCACUGUUCCAACUUUUAGACCGUGUGUUUCGUACCUUUGUUUAUGAGUUAGUGCACUGUUAGCGCUAACAACGUUUCUGUGCGGUCAGUACAGGUCUUUAGUGUAAACUGAACUUGGGAGUAUUCGCAACCACUACGCUGACGAUUAUGGAACCGAGUGAAUCUAUUGUCAAAAGCCAAUCAUGACAAAAAAGCAGUCUUCGCCGUGAAUAAAAGAAAAAGAACGCAGUAUCGUCCGUAAAUCUUACCUGGACAGACGGCAUAUUUGCAAUAUUGUGUCAGCUCCGAUUCUCAGGACGAUCUGCUGUCCCGGUUCACAAAUUUUUGACAAAGGCCUCAAGACUGUUCAUUAUGAUUUGACGGGCACUUUCUAUGCAUUUACUAUAUUCUAGAAUCCGACCCUUUUGCAAUCGCGAAAACCCGCCAUAUAGACUCUAGAAAACACCGCGGUGCACCGCAGUCAUUUCAAUAUGGUAGAAGUCAACAAUGGGGAAUGUUAAAAAUCGAAAGCAAGGCUUUGUAAGAUUAGGGUGAAGAUAAAUUAUUUACAUGUAGACAAAUGCUUUCCUCGGCCUCAUGGCAACAACCCUUUUUGUCUGCACGCUGCGCCCUGUUGUAGAUGAGUUCAGGUCUGUACCAGAUUUUAUAUCGCAUGUAAAAUGGGUGUGUUUCUGGGGUGUGUUUACACACAACCCCGUGAAUCAUCCAACAAGCGCAAGAUCCUUUUCUUUAUGUUUAUACAGAGAAUCUAAUUAAAGCUCAUGUUGGCUGAUUCGAGAAGUUCUUGUGAUUCUACAUACACGUUCUACCUCGAAAGGAUAGCUGGCGGACGGAAAAUUUCCCAGGCUCGUAUCUGCCGACAUACGCUCUGUUUAUAAGGAAAUACAUUCGCAUUCCCGCAGAUUCGCCGGAGUAAACUCGAAUAUAUGGAUUCUCUUGUAUAAACGCACAAAUGUAUAAGAUUGUACCACAUUUAGGCAUAUAAUGUCUACAGUUCGUAAUGAUCGAAACAGAUUUCAAGACAGAAUAUGCAUCGGAAGUGCAACGGUUUACUUUUAUAUGAAAUGUAUUAUACAGCUAAUUGUAAAUUAUCUUUACCAACAUAGAACUAAAUAUCAAAAUGAAGCAAAUGUACAUGCAUGAAUGAUGUCACGUUCGAAGUAAGUUCAUGACAUUCAAUAUUGAAAAAUAAAGGUCAACCACAUAAU
Molecule: messenger RNA, 8276 nt
Organism: Lytechinus pictus (painted urchin)
Lineage: Eukaryota; Metazoa; Echinodermata; Echinoidea; Temnopleuroida; Toxopneustidae
Product: hyalin-like
Exons: 32
Coding region: 1-5658 (1885 amino acids)
Molecular function (GO): calcium ion binding; protein binding
Source: RefSeq, a predicted model, not a curated record